GGCGCUGUACGGGUUUCAGGAAGCUUGACUCGCUCCGUCUUGUAUAGUUUAAGUGUUUGUUUGUUUGUUAGUUUGGUGUGUGUGAGAGACUGUGAUGAAUGUUCGGGUGUGUGCGAUGUUCAGCGCCGCGGUUCUGAUCCGCUUAGUUCUGCUCUGCGUCUGUGUUUAUCAGGAUCAGAAUCUGCAGCUCAAAUACACAGAUGUGGAUUAUCACGUGUUCACUGACGCGUCCAGAUUCAUCACACAGGGCGAGAGUCCGUACCGCAGAUCCACGUUCCGCUACACGCCUGUGCUAGCCCUGAUGCUGACGCCUAACGUGCUGCUAACGCCUCACUUCGGGAAGCUGCUGUUCUGCGCCUGCGACCUGCUGUCGGGCUGGCUGCUGCUACGGCUGCUAGCUCUGCGCGGCACGUCCCGCGGCGCGGCCCUCGCGUACUGCGGCCUGUGGCUCCUGAACCCGCUGCCGGCCGGCGUGUCGACGCGCGGGAAUGCCGAGUCUGUGCUAGCCGUGCUGGUCCUGUCCACACUGCUGUGCCUGGAGUCGCGGAGACUGACGCGCGCCGCGCUCCUGUUCGGCCUGUCCGUCCACAUGAAGAUCUACCCGCUCACGUACGCGCUGCCCAUCGCGCUGUCUCUGGCCGAGGCCCCGACCCGGGAGCGGGCGCUGCUCCCGAACCUCCGCCGGCUCUUCAACAGGGAUCUGCUGCUGUUCGCUGCCGUUUCCGGAUCCGUGUUCCUGGCUCUGAACGGGACCUUCUACUGCAUUUACGGCUGGGAGUUCCUCCAGGAGGCGUACCUGUACCACGUGACUCGCAGAGACAUCCGGCACAACUUCUCUCCGUACUUCUACAUGCUGUACCUGACGGCGGAGGGGGGCGGGGCCCUGGCGCUGGUUCUGUUCGUGCCGCAGCUGCUGCUGGUUCUGCUGUCCUCGCUGGCCUUCCGCUCCGACCGGCCCUUCUGCUGCUUCCUCCACACCGCCGUCUUCGUCAGCUUCAACAAGGUGUGCACGUCACAGUACUUCCUGUGGUAUCUGUGUCUGCUGCCGCUGGUGCUGCCGCGCCUGACGCUGAGCUGGACGCGAGGCCUCGGGCUGCUAAUGCUCUGGCUCGUGGGUCAGGCGCUCUGGUUAUCGCCUGCCUAUAUCCUGGAGUUCGAGGGCCGCAACAGCUUUACUCUCAUCUGGAUGGCCGGUCUGCUGUUUCUCCUGAUCAACUCCUUCAUACUGGGACAGAUAAUCUGCCAUUACAGACCAGUAGCAGCUCAGCAGAAGAAAACCGACUGACAGACGCGUGUGAGAGCGCUGUCCCUGAGUCAUGCUGAUGCGCAGAUGUCGAGCAGCGUUCCUCAUGCUCCUGCAGAUGCUGAUCCAGGCCAGUAGAUGUCGCCAGAGAUCCACAGUCUGAGUAUCAGAGACACAGGAAGUGCUGCGUUCUUACUAACUCUACAGUUAACAGUCAGUCGCUCUCUGGACAGAACUUUCACUGGACUUACAUGUCAUGUUUGUGAAUGCUCGGAUCAUGGGAAUGAAUGUUUCUGAAGUGUUUGCAGGGCAGCUCUGUCUAAGACAAGCUCCGCCCUCCCUGGUGAUGUCACACCAAUAGGAAUGAGUUUUGACUGGCAGUAGGCGGGAUUUACACUGGAUUACAUCAUCUCAAGAUACUCACAUAUCAGGACUGUGUUUUAAGAUUUAAAUAUCUUCCCUGGUGGACAUUUAUCCAAAAUACUGGGCACAAUUUUCAAAUGAAAAAGGAGAAUCUGAAAUCUGAAAAGUGGAAAUAUUUAUUUUUGCCAUUAUCCAUAGUAAAAGCCUUUCUCAUUUUUGUCAUACAAUAUUUUUAUUUUUAUAAAAGUAAUAAAUACAACAGGAAGACCCAUUUUGAUUGUUGCUGCUUUGCAGUUAUAAACUUGUGUAAAACAUUGUAUCUUCUGUUAAUAUUUAUUGUCUGUAUUGAAUGCCAGUGGCAAAACGUUGUGUUAAAAUCCUUGAAAAAGUGCAAAAGGCCUUUGAUAUUUAUAUGUAAACAAUAAAUACAAAUAGUUGAUACAAAUGAACCUUC
This is a messenger RNA of Pimephales promelas (fathead minnow), 2060 nucleotides long. RefSeq names its product phosphatidylinositol glycan anchor biosynthesis, class M (gene pigm). The record is from RefSeq and is a predicted model, not a curated record. Gene Ontology annotation, cellular component: glycosylphosphatidylinositol-mannosyltransferase I complex; membrane. NCBI's taxonomy places the organism in Eukaryota, Metazoa, Chordata, Actinopteri, Cypriniformes, Leuciscidae. Gene Ontology annotation, biological process: GPI anchor biosynthetic process. Gene Ontology annotation, molecular function: alpha-1,4-mannosyltransferase activity; GPI mannosyltransferase activity.